Messenger RNA from Oncorhynchus tshawytscha (Chinook salmon), 4576 nucleotides. RefSeq names its product glutamate receptor 4. The transcript is spliced from 15 exons. NCBI's taxonomy places the organism in Eukaryota, Metazoa, Chordata, Actinopteri, Salmoniformes, Salmonidae. Gene Ontology annotation, molecular function: transmitter-gated monoatomic ion channel activity involved in regulation of postsynaptic membrane potential; AMPA glutamate receptor activity. Gene Ontology annotation, biological process: monoatomic ion transport; modulation of chemical synaptic transmission; synaptic transmission, glutamatergic. The coding region runs from base 950 to 3148 and encodes 732 amino acids. Gene Ontology annotation, cellular component: plasma membrane; AMPA glutamate receptor complex; postsynaptic membrane. The record is from RefSeq and is a predicted model, not a curated record.
GAAUUUAUUUAGCAUUCUAUAGGAUCCUGCUGCAAUCUACAGCAUUCUGCUGUGCUCUACUGUUCUAUAUUCUGCUGUAUUCUACUACUGCAUUCUACUGCAUUUUACAGCAUUCUGAUGCAUUCUACUACAUUCAACUGUAUUCCACUACAAUCUGCAUUCUACAAAAUUCGACUUUAUUCUACUACAUUCCUCUUUACAAUUACUGAUCGCUGGUGGCUCUGGGUGGUUGACUAUGAUUGCUUUAUCACAGACACAGUCGCUCUUUAUUUUCAACACGCCAAAAGAAGAGCUCUUUAUUGACCUGUAUUGAUUUCCCUAUUGACAUCUGUUCACACACACAUGGGGGUCUCUCUUUCUCUCUCUCUCACAGUGCAUGCUGGGAGUUUUUUGGAGUUUGAGUGUUUGGUGUGGAGGGCUCUGUCCUAAUUUUUUUCUGGAUUCUGUCUUGGUCUUUUCUUUCAAUUUUAAUUUUCUAUGGUGGUGGGUUAAUGCAACAUUUGUUUUAGCGGUAUCCACAGGUUUUUUCAAAGUAGAGUGGAAGAGGACAGAGUUAGUUUCCUGGGGUUUGGAAGAUGGCUUCUCAGCCUAGCGCAGAGGAGACGCUGUCGUUACGGCAUGGAUUCAGGUGUGUUCCUGAGAAUGGAGUUAAGGUGGAGGAGGUUCUGCUCGCAGUCGGUGAACAGUCUGCUCGCAGUACUCGCGGGGCGUAUUCGCCAUCUUUGGCCUGUACGACAAGCGCUCGGUGCACACGCUGACGUCGUUCUGCGGGGCGCUGCACAUCUCCCUCAUCACGCCCAGCUUCCCCACCGAGGGAGAGAGCCAGUUCACGCUGCAGCUUCGGCCCUCCAUCCGCGGAGCGCUGCUCUCGCUACUCGAUCACUACGACUGGAACAAGUUUGUCUUCCUCUACGAUACGGACCGGGGUUAUGCCAUACUGCAAGCCAUCAUGGAGAAGGCGGGCCAGAACAGCUGGCAGGUGAGCGCCAUCUGUGUGGAGAAAUUCAACGACGCGGCCUACCGGCGCCUCCUGGAGGACCUGGACCGACGGCAGGAGAAGAAAUUUGUCAUCGACCUGGAGGCCGAGAGGCUCACCAACAUGCUGGAGCAGAUUGUCAGCGUCGGAAAACAUGUCAAAGGCUACCAUUACAUCAUGGCUAACUUGGGGUUUAAGGACAUCAACCUAGAGCGCUUCAUGCACGGAGGGGCCAACGUGUCGGGAUUUCAGCUGGUGGACUUCAGCAACCCCAUGGUCAUCAAGCUGAUGCAGCGCUGGAACAAGCUGGACCAGAGGGAGUACCCAGGCUCCGACAGCCCCCCGAAGUACACGUCGGCUCUGACGUACGACGGCGUGAUGGUGAUGGCAGAGGCCUUCAGGAACCUGCGUAGGCAGAAGGUUGACAUCUCUCGCCGGGGCAACGCUGGGGACUGUCUGGCUAACCCCGCCGCCCCCUGGAGUCAGGGCAUUGACAUGGAGCGCACCCUCAAACAGGUCUGGCUGCAGGGAUUAACAGGUAAUGUCCAGUUUGACCACUAUGGACGCAGGGUCAACUACACCAUGGACGUGUUUGAGCUGAAGAACAACGGACCCAGACGAAUGGGUUACUGGACGGAUUCAGACAAGCUGGUUCUGAUCCAGAAUGAAGCCCUCAAUCCCAACGAAAUCAUGGAGAACAGAACUGUCGUGGUCACCACUAUCAUGGAGGGUCCCUAUGUCAUGUUGAAGAAGAACUGGGAGCUGUACGAGGGCAACGACCAGUAUGAAGGCUACUGCGUGGACCUGGCCUCGGAGAUAGCCAAACACAUCGGCAUCAAGUAUAAGAUCGCUAUCGUUCCUGACGGAAAGUACGGCGCCCGGGACCCGGAGACCAAGAUUUGGAAUGGAAUGGUCGGGGAGCUGGUGUACGGGAAAGCGGAAAUCGCUGUGGCCCCAUUGACAAUCACGCUGGUCCGGGAGGAGGUGAUCGACUUUUCCAAGCCCUUCAUGUCACUGGGCAUCUCCAUCAUGAUCAAGAAGCCCCAGAAGUCCAAACCUGGGGUGUUCUCCUUCCUGGACCCGCUGGCCUACGAGAUCUGGAUGUGCAUUGUGUUUGCCUACAUCGGCGUGAGCGUGGUGCUCUUCCUGGUCAGCCGCUUCAGCCCGUACGAGUGGCACACCGAGGAGCCCGAGGAGGGCACCGACGGUCCGCCCAGCGACCAGCCCCCUAACGAGUUCGGCAUCUUCAACUCCCUCUGGUUCUCCCUGGGCGCCUUCAUGCAGCAGGGCUGUGACAUCUCCCCCAGGUCUCUAUCUGGGCGUAUCGUGGGUGGUGUGUGGUGGUUCUUCACCCUCAUCAUCAUCUCCUCCUACACGGCCAACCUGGCUGCUUUCCUCACAGUAGAGAGGAUGGUGUCGCCCAUAGAGAGUGCUGAAGACCUGGCUAAACAGACAGACAUAGCCUACGGCACCCUAGACUCCGGCUCCACUAAAGAGUUUUUCAGGAGGUCAAAGAUCGCAGUCUACGAGAAGAUGUGGGGCUACAUGAAGUCGGCCGAGCCGACUGUGUUUACCAAGAACACCCAGGAGGGGGUUGUACGUGUGCGGAAGAGCAAAGGGAAGUACGCUUUCCUAUUGGAGUCAACUAUGAAUGAGUACACGGAACAGCGGAAGCCCUGCGACACCAUGAAGGUCGGCGGAAACCUGGACUCCAAAGGAUACGGAGUGGCCACCCCCAAGGGUUCACUGUUAAGAAGCGCAGUUAACCUGGCAGUGUUAAAACUGAAUGAACAAGGCCUGUUGGACAAAUUGAAAAACAAGUGGUGGUACGACAAGGGAGAGUGUGGCAGCGGCGGAGGUGGCGAGAAGGACAAGUCGUCUCAAGCCCUGUCGUUGAGCAACGUGGCGGGGGUCUUCUAUAUCCUCGUGGGGGGCCUGGGCCUGGCCAUGCUGGUGGCCCUCAUUGAGUUCUGCUACAAGUCCCGGAACGAGGCCAAGCGAAUGAAGCUGACCUUCACAGAGGCCAUGAGGAACAAGGCACGCCUGUCGAUCACAGGCAGCGUGGGGGAAAACGGACGUGUCCUGACGCCUGACUGUCCCAAAGCGGUCCACUCGGGCCCCUCACUCCGCCAGAGCUCCGGCCUGGCCUUGGUCUCCUCCGAGCUCCCGUGAAAACCAAAAACCUUCAAAGUGCCUUAAAAAACUACCUACCCACAACCACCAUAUACCACAAAGACACAGGACAAGCACCACCCUAACCGGACACCACUAUUGUCUGGGAAGAGAAGGACUAUCUAACGUUGUGGACAUUUUCUAAUGUAGCAGAGAUGGGGACUCUAGUGAAUUGGUGGUCAUUUUAAAAGGAUUUCUGUGGAAAAGUACAAUCUGGAUUUUCACUAUGGUCACGCUGGGGCUUAUUGUAAUCAUGGUGGCGUUUCUCGGUGGAGAGGUGGAGAUUGCGUCUGACAUGUUCCACUCAAGACCCUGUACCAACUUACCAUACCUCGCACUGGCGAAGGAAGAGGAGGAGAAACGAGAGUCAAGUGAAAAUUAAAAGUAAAUGACCAGAAAACUGUAAACUUUAAACGUGUAACUGUGUAACUCUGGGUUGCUGACUGUGAAUUGGCAAACUGAAUCACAAUCAAAAAGUGGACAAUAUUUAUUACCAGUUGAGAACAGUGUUUGAAAGACAACUGUCAGUCAACAAUUCACUAAAUAUAAAUCCCUGACAUCAAGAGGCGGAGUGUCCCCCGGUGUCACCAUGGAGAUAAACUAUAAUUAUUAAUGAACUACAGUAACUCUUGACAAUUAAUAUAUGAUAAAUAAACUGUGAAGAUUUAGUAAAUAUGUAUAUUCUGUGAAGACAAAGCUAAAGAAAAAAUAUUUGCGGUACAUAGAGGAGACUGCAUAACAUGCUUGCUUUUUAAACAGAUGUAAAUAGCUGAUUCGGUAGUGGACAGAAGACUGUUCUCUUUUUGUAAACAUCUUUAAAGAAAUAAUUCAUCGCAAUAAUGGAUAAGACGUUUGAGGAGAGACAUUGAGACAGUGUUUUAUUUCUUCGAUGUUCAGUACACAGAGUACUGUGUUCAGAAGACAGAGUGCUGAACAUUCAUGCUCAAUGUUCCAUGGGUAUAGUAUCAACUCUGCCCAUCCAGAUACCUGUUCCCUACAUAUUAAUAUAUUCAGCGAUGAAUGUUAACUAGCCCCACCCAAUCCUCUAGCCCCACCCCAUCCUCUAGCCCCACCUCCUCACUGUGCAGUCGUAGACCAGAAAGUGUCUCUCAUAGACCAAACUUUACAUUUAAGCCCUUUACUUGCGUUUCCGCUGUCAAAAUCGAACUAUAUAUCGUUCGAUCAUUUUUUUUGUAACGAACAAAUACACAAACUGUCCAUCUCCUGGUUUUUCAGCGUCUUUUCAACGUUCACGGCUGUUGAACGUCUCUUUAUCUGGGUAGAUAUUUUAGAUUAUUGUGUGUGGAGAGUAUAACGCAAAAAUGAAAUGUGAAAUGAGAAAAAAAAAUUGUUCUCAUUGCUAUAUUAUUUUGAGAGUCAAAGCUAUUUCCUAUACAGUAUUUAUUAAUAAAAAAUCAUGAAGAAGAA